UUUUUCUGACGCCCACGCGCCGUCACUCAACGUCCAACUUCUCAUACUGCCGUAACAACAUACAAUCUGCCUACGCUAACUGAUACCGCGAUUCAUACCCGUACCAAAUACCUCAAGAGACACCAAGGCGAUAUCAUGCACGGUCCGCUACCUGCAGAGGUCGCUGCUUCCUUGCUCGGUUAUUCUAGUGCAAGUACAAGUAGGGUCACGCCUCUCUCUUCGCGACUAGAUUCUACGACACGGCAGCUCGAUCGCGAAGACGGAACUGCGAUAUCUGGACAGAACGACUCAACUGGGCCAAGGACAAAUCAACCGCUUCACUCUCUUUUCGCAAUGAACCAUGCUACCUCUUCUACGGCCGUUAUAGAAUACCUUGAUGAACUCGACAAGCUUCCGGACUGUGGAAAGAAGGACAGAAUAGAGAAGAGAAAGAGGAUGCUUGAAGCGCUGGAUUAUUUUGAAUCUGAGAUGCGUCGGUUCAGGCUCAAUGAUCAUAAGAUGUACGACGCGUGGAACAAACACAGGAUGAAGGUCUAUAUGGAGGUGUACGAUCGUUGUGCGGUCUUGACGGCUAUGUUUCUCUCGUACCUCGACAAUUUUGGGUCGCCACGUUUUCCGGAAGCUACCACACUCGAUGCGAUUGAAGAGUCCUUCUCCGAGAUCGCUCUCUUCCUACCCGCUAAAAUAGUAGGCAAGGACUAUAUCGAUCACUUCCCUGUCGCUGUCGCCGCCUGGCUUACAUACCGUCGGGCUAUCCUCUCAGUCCAUACCGCGCAUACUACCGCACUUCUCCCAUCGCAGAUUCUGAGUUCAUUCACUAUCAAAAUCAAGAGUUCAUGUCUCAUCACUCGAUUAAGGAAGGCGCAUCAUGACUACCUGGCAACGGAGACUGGGGAUUUGCCCGUUUAUAAGAUGCUAGCUGAUGGAUUUGUGAAGCUGCAGGAAAUGCUUGAGAAGAGGAAGCUUGAGAUGAGAAUUAGGGAAGGACUGGAAAGUUUGGAGAGAUAUUUGGUAGGGCUGGGCGAUGAGUUGGGUGAGGGAGCGGGACAGUGGAUUGUUUCUCAGCAGAUUUGGAAUAAGAGAUGCGAAUAGAGAAAUGGGUCGAAGAUCGAUGCGCUCAGGACGCUGAAUAUAUGCCGUGUAGGCCUGCUGAUCACUGAAGUCAGUUUGUCACUCAUGUAAAAUUGAAAA
Alternaria alternata is the source of this 1191-nucleotide messenger RNA. RefSeq lists its product as hypothetical. The coding region runs from base 136 to 1092 and encodes 318 amino acids. The transcript has a single exon. The record is from RefSeq and is a predicted model, not a curated record. Lineage: Eukaryota; Fungi; Ascomycota; Dothideomycetes; Pleosporales; Pleosporaceae.